AUGUUUGAGACAAAAAUGGAGGUGGAAUAUCAUGAGGUUCAAUAUGAUGAUAUAAAGGCACAUGAAUCAGGGACCGACAGUGAAAUAAUGGCGAAAAUAGUCCUCCCAAAAGCAGAAAAAGCCAACAUUAUACAACCCCAUGUGAAACCAUCUGUCAAAAUAGAGGAAUUUAAAAACUUAAAAGCAUGGACAAAAAAAUCAGCAUGUCCUUACUGUAUGCAAGACGUCACACACUUUCCACGACACUUGCAGCGCAAGCAUAAUGAAGAAGGUGCCGUUAAAGAGCUAUUUGCCAUGCCCCUCAAAGACCCAAAGCGAAAAUGUAUGUUAAAUGCCAUACGUCGGGAAGGAAAUUUUGCGACCACUUCAAAUACAAAUUUCAUCCGUCCGAUUAGAAGGCCCAAGUCUGUUUCCUGCAGUGGACCUGCAGAAAACUUAAAAAAUUUGAAGGAAGAAUACGUGGCGUGUAAAGAUUGUCUGGGUUACUUCAAAAGAAAUUAUUUAAGGCUCCAUCGCAGGAAAUGUGCAUUAAGGUCCAGUUUAGAGUUAUCAGAACGAGAACAACAUCUCUCAACAGCUCAGCUGUUUGCAAUAUGCUCUGGAGUACACCACCAAUUCUAUGCGACCCUACGAUUGAAAAAUGAAGUAUUUCCCAUAAUGCGGAACGAUGCAAUUUCCAGUCAGGCAAUGUACGAUAAACUGGUUUGUUGUUAUGCGGAAAAUUUAUUAAAGCACAAAGGAACACAAAUUAAAAAUGUCAUAUCCAACAAGAUGAGGGAAUUGGGGCGUUUAUUGCUGUGCUUAAAAAAUUUGACUGGGCUUCAAAAACUAUUUGAUCUUUUGAAGCCACAAUUUUUUGAUAGUUUUGUUGCUGCCACAAAAGUUAUUAGUGGCUACGAUCCAGAAACGGGUUCUUUCAAGACAUCCAGUUUACCUCUGCACAUGGGAACUUCUCUUAAGCAAGUUUGUGAUGUAGCCGCCGAAAUGGUAAUACAAAAAAGCCCUUUUUUUCCUUGCGCAAAACCUGAUGAAACUCUAAAGGAAAUUAAAGUGUUAAAAAAAUUAAUAGAGACCAGUUGGCAUUGUAAAAUUACCAGCCUGGUAUCAAAAAAUCCUAAUGGCAGGAAAUAUCAGAAAACAAAACUACCCCUCACAGACUCAGAAAGUCCAGAUGACCAUGGAAUGGAAGAACUAAAAGACUCAUCAAUAAGCCAAAAUCUUAUUUCCAUUAAUGAUUAUUUGGAGGGUGAUGUUAAGAAGAAAAACAUAACAAGAGUAAGAUGGGAAGAUAAACAAAAAAAACUUAUUAAAAGUCAUUUUGAGAACCAUAUUAAAAAUAAAAAAGCACCAAACAAAAAAGAAGCAGUAGAAUUUAUAGAAAAAUUUAAUGACAUAUUUCAAGAUAGAAACUGGGUGACUGUAAAAGCUUUUGUUUAUAAUUGUUACAAAUAA
Messenger RNA from Brassicogethes aeneus, 1452 nucleotides. The record is from the annotation of a GenBank genome assembly. NCBI's taxonomy places the organism in Eukaryota, Metazoa, Arthropoda, Insecta, Coleoptera, Nitidulidae.